GCAGCACAGCUCCAGUACUAGUAAGUAGCAGCACUGCUUCAUCAGUGAUCUAGCUAACACACACAGAGACACAGUCCACGUGAAAUGUCUCGGGUGAUCGCUGCCUCCGGCGCCUGCGCACUCAUCCUCGUCCUGCUCGUGGCGUGCGCUGCGUCCGCAGCGCGCACCGAACCGGGCGCCGCACGGCGGCUGUGGGACGACGGGAGGAAGGUGGGGGGAAGGACGGAGGUGACGGACGAGGAGGGCGACAGGGAGGUGCAGGAUGUUGUUGCCGCGGCCUGCCUCUCGCUUUCUCUCUGCACCUCCCUCCCGCUCUCACUCUGCCACAACGAAGAAGGAGGAGAAGAAAGGAGACAGUGGACACAGGGAAGAUUUUCCGGCUAACGAACGCUACAGCCGCACGAACAGCUUUCACUUCCCUCGAGCACGAACUCGAGACACACACACCACCCCACGGCGAGCACGUAUACACUCCCAGAGGCUAUAUCUCUCUUCUCUGGCCCACCUACACACCAGCACCGUGGCCACUUUAAUACCCAGAGGCACGCACGCCAGAUCGGCCACUAACCCAUGCACUAACUACCUAGCUAAUCCCUAGCUACAUGCACGCUGCUAACAACCUGAAAGUGGCCGGCUUUGUAGCCUGCGGAGACGCAGCUCCCCCGCACCACACAUGCAGGAACUGCCGCACAGAGAUUCGGCCGGCUCGGAGACUCCACUCACCACGGCCACGCACCGGCGUCCAGACUCGACCAACACACGCACAUGCUGAUCACCAUCGUUGUGUGCCUUACUCUAACACAGGAGCUUGGUCGGUACUCCGUGGAGGAGCACAACCGGCGCCGGGGGGAGGGCUGCGAGGACGGCGGCGUCUGCGGCCGGCUGGAGUUCGCCCGCGUGGUGUCGGCGCAGCGCCAGGUGGUGUCCGGGGUCAAGUACUACCUCCGCGUCGCGGCCGCCGAGGAGAACGGCGCGGGGACGAACGGCGUCAGUGACGGCCGCGUGUUCGACGCCGUGGUGGUCGUCAAGCCCUGGCUCCAGUCCCGCGCGCUGGUCAGGUUCGCGCCGGCCGAUGCCAAAUGAGCAGCUGCACAAGCGAUCGGACGAACUUGCGCGCCAGAGUAUGCAAUGUACACUCGAAUACCGAAGUGUGAGCUAGAGUUGACCGCCAGAGUAUACAGGCGGUCAAAGUUUUGUAAGGUCUCCCGGAUAAAGAAGUUUUGCAAGAAGAUAUGAGAGUGUCGAAAUAAAUACAAUAUACGAUAAGAAUGUUUUGCUUCUA
Aegilops tauschii subsp. strangulata is the source of this 1282-nucleotide messenger RNA. Lineage: Eukaryota; Viridiplantae; Streptophyta; Magnoliopsida; Poales; Poaceae. The record is from RefSeq and is a predicted model, not a curated record.